Molecule: messenger RNA, 303 nt
Organism: Suillus paluster
Lineage: Eukaryota; Fungi; Basidiomycota; Agaricomycetes; Boletales; Suillaceae
Exons: 2
Coding region: 1-303 (100 amino acids)
Source: RefSeq, a predicted model, not a curated record
AUGGAGUGGAGGAUGGUCGGAGAGUGGAGCAGGAUAUUCAGUAUCGGAGCGGUCGGAUCAGUAACAGCGCACCUUUCGAGAAACAAGGCCAAGGUCCCUCAGCCACUCAAGAGGACAUAUGCACUCUACAUGGAGAAUGACAAAGAAUCAGACAAUGACCAACCACUGCAAGGUAUUGACAAUGUCCUUGCAAGCAUCCAUGCCCGCUACCCAGCUAUGGAGUUUCUGCAGUAUGCGGAUAAGCCUGAAGGAUCGUGGCAUACUUUAUCUGGUGACAGCAGCACAUUUCAGUAUUCAAUUUGA